AUGGAUGACGAGAAGAGGGAGGGCAAGUACCGCGGCGUGCGGAAGCGGCCGUGGGGCAAGUUCGCCGCCGAGAUCCGGGACCCGGAGCGCGGCGGCUCGCGCGUCUGGCUCGGCACCUUCGACACCGCCGAGGAGGCUGCGAGGGCAUACGACCGUGCCGCAUUCGCGCAGAGGGGCGCCACCGCCGUCCUCAACUUCCCCGCCGCCCAGCAGGCAGGCUCUGCUGCAAGAAGGGGCGCCACUGCAGGCGGGGGCUCGUCUUCUUCCUCGGCUCCCGCGGCGACCGGGGCCGGGAGGAGAACCGCCGACACGGAGAAGGUGGAGCUGGAGUACCUGGACGAAAAGGUGUUGGACGAGCUGCUCGCCGAGGACUACUACAGCAGUAAGAAGUACUAGCGCACAUCGAUCGAUCGGUCAGAAAUAAUAAGCUAUAUGCUAAAUUAAGCUGCCUCUCGAGGGAGGGAGGAAGAAGAAGUGUUUCCCGUCCGUUGGUUUGUGCAUGCAUGGCCCUGGUUAGCUAGAGCAUGGGGAUGACUAGUCAUGGCUGCUUGCAUGCAUGGACACAUAUAUACACGUGUAGACUAUACUAGUGACACGUCCUAGUCCAGGAGAGCAUGCAGAUGCAAUGCCCGCGCUUUGUUAACUCGAAGGAGGAACAAAGUGA
This is a messenger RNA of Lolium rigidum, 664 nucleotides long. Its product is annotated as ethylene-responsive transcription factor ERF096-like. The record is from RefSeq and is a predicted model, not a curated record. Gene Ontology annotation, biological process: regulation of DNA-templated transcription; ethylene-activated signaling pathway. NCBI's taxonomy places the organism in Eukaryota, Viridiplantae, Streptophyta, Magnoliopsida, Poales, Poaceae. The coding region runs from base 1 to 396 and encodes 131 amino acids. The transcript has a single exon. Gene Ontology annotation, molecular function: DNA binding; DNA-binding transcription factor activity.